AUGAAUGCCACACUACAACAACGUGCGUUUGAAGUACCUACUGUUGACCACAAAACAUGCUCGAGAAAACGAUUUUAUUUUGAAGAUGAACUUUCCCAUAAUGUGAACAAACGAGUUAAGACACCUCCUCACUCAGCUAACAAUUUUCCUUCAGAAUCUGCU
Messenger RNA from Racocetra persica, 162 nucleotides. The record is from the annotation of a GenBank genome assembly. Lineage: Eukaryota; Fungi; Glomeromycota; Glomeromycetes; Diversisporales; Gigasporaceae.